AUGCUAUUAGAAGAAACUGCUUGGAAACGAAUCCAUGAAUUGCUCUAUCCAAGUGGAAGCGAAUCUUCUAAUAAACUAAAGAAUAAUCGUGAGUUUCAUGAAGUUAAAGAUGAAAAAGACGAAGAUCUUUUAUAUCUUGAUUAUUUGGAAUACUUUCAUGAAACAUUUAAUCUUACUGGGAUUCACCCAUUGUUUGUGGACCAUUCCGGAUUU
Molecule: messenger RNA, 213 nt
Organism: Racocetra persica
Lineage: Eukaryota; Fungi; Glomeromycota; Glomeromycetes; Diversisporales; Gigasporaceae
Source: the annotation of a GenBank genome assembly